AUGGGUGGUCUUUGCGCCGUCAGCUUUCCCGCCGUAUACACCAUUCGCAUGAUUGAGAGAGCGCGAGAAAAAGCGAGACUUGCUCAAGAGGCGAAAAAGAGGUUGAGACAGAUUCCGCAGUCAUGUCUCGAUGGUGUCGAGGCCUUGCCGGUGGAGCUGUGGAGUCAGAUCAUUGGAUAUGUCUUGGACCCAUACUUGCUGCACAAAGAGCGGCAAUGCUAUGGCAUACGUAAGGUGCUAGAGAUGCGUCUCGUGUGUCAUACCUUUGACAAGGAGAUACAGCGGCUGUUACAUCAGCACCUGACUCUAUCCCAGCUGCCGUACCGUUCAUUCGUCGUAUAUGACAUACAGAAGCAAUCGAGCCUGGAUCGUUCCCUGCGCGAUACUCUUCUCGCAUCGGCGUUGUACCGCGAAACGCAGCUUUACUCUGGAGACGGCACUGCUCAAUUCAUGGCACACCGCAUCAAGAACUGCGUCCUUGUCGCCCAGCAUCUAUCAGCCGACUACAGCAUGCAGAACGAACAGUUGCUGUACGAAAAGCUUUGUGCCGUUGCUUCCGUGUCGCGCUGUUGCUGGAACUACAUCUUCACUCUCUGGUACGUUGGAGGCCAUGCGUUCAUCGAUGGUGUCGACGAGGAUGGUGCAUUCUCAAGGGAGAAGGAUAUUCUCUUGGAAAUAUCCUUAUUGUUGGCUAUUGGAUAUCAACUCGCAGAGGUCAAGCGAUGGAUGCUGAGGCUGAGUAGACUGGGCAUGUUGGUUGGCUAUAGGGAACAUGCUGUAAAGCGUCCUGGUAGUGCAUUUGAUGGUAGGAUCGAUGGUACGAUUGAUGUAUGCCGCUUUCCUGCCUGGGAUCGAGUGCUGCAAGGGGAAGAUGCUGGCUGGUUAGAGGCGGAGAUCGAGGAAAGUGUAACAGCGGCGAACGAAGCGCUUGACCGGGACGUCGACGAUGAGUAUGAAGAUCUAGAAAUACGAUUCAAUGUCUAG
This is a messenger RNA of Alternaria hordeiaustralica, 984 nucleotides long. RefSeq lists its product as uncharacterized. NCBI's taxonomy places the organism in Eukaryota, Fungi, Ascomycota, Dothideomycetes, Pleosporales, Pleosporaceae. The transcript has 2 exons. Bases 1 to 984 code for a protein of 327 amino acids. The record is from RefSeq and is a predicted model, not a curated record.